Drosophila hydei is the source of this 2036-nucleotide messenger RNA. RefSeq names its product tubulin--tyrosine ligase-like protein 12 (gene TTLL12). Bases 64 to 1962 code for a protein of 632 amino acids. Lineage: Eukaryota; Metazoa; Arthropoda; Insecta; Diptera; Drosophilidae. Gene Ontology annotation, biological process: protein modification process. The transcript has a single exon. The record is from RefSeq and is a predicted model, not a curated record.
AAAUAUACCAACCAUGUGAAUUAGCCGGGCUGAGGCAGUGCCUUUUGUACCUUCGCAGGCGACAUGGAUGGAAUUAACAAGUAUAAUGAAUUUGUGGCUCUGCACAAACCUCAACUAGAAUCCUCAGGAGUUCCUGUACAUUUCUGGCCAGCACUCUAUCGCAAACUUUGCAUGGACAACUUUGAUGCUGGCGAAGCUCUGCAGCUAAUGCUCAUCGACUACGACGAGGAUGAGCAGGAGGAGGAAGACGACAAAACAAAACCAGUAUUUGCUUUAGAAGUAGCACGAGAGCAUGGCAUCAAGGCAAGUGAUCCGCAGGCUAUAUAUUUAAUAGACCAUGUCUGGACAUUUCGCUUCAAAACAGCUCGACAGCAAUUGCUGCAUUAUCCACAGCUGACGGAUCGCUUGUCCGCCAUCAUGGGCGUGGAUCUGGAGCAUGAGCAGCGCAUCGAUAAGAUAUUGAGACGCAUAUGGCGAUAUUGUCAUGCCUACUCCAUUGCUAGAGAAGGUUUGACCGACGAGGAACGUCUGCCCAUUUGGUAUGUGAUGGAUGAGGUUGGUUCCGCUGUCAAUCAUUCGGAUGAGCCCAACUUUCGUUUGGUGCCGCUGCUGUACCUCACAACUCAAACCACUUACAGCGUGCUAUUUCCCAUAAAGGAUUCGGUUCAGGGUACUCCAGUGACUCGAGAUUUUGCUGAAUAUGUGUCUAAUGAUGCACCGCAGCGCUCCGCCUUGCUUCUGCCCUGGCAGGAGACGGACUUGAGUGAGGAAAGCUUUCUGCAGGUGGAACCCAGUGCUGAUUACUUUGCCAGUGGCCACAUACCAGAAACAUAUCCACGGGAGGAGGAGACAUUGCCUGGAUCUACGCCUCCUGUCCGUUGUGAUCCCCUAAAGGUUUUUGCUCAAUACAAUCUGAUACGUGAGCAUUUAACAGCGCCUGAAUUUAUGCUAGUCGACAACAGAGAGGAGGCGGAUGUGCUCUGGCUCACCUGUCAUUUCAAGAAUUUCGGAGAAUUCGCUAGACAAACGCCACACAAAUUCAUAAAUCAGUUUCCCUUUGAGUACGUCAUAACCAUUAAGGAUCUGCUGGGUAUUGUAGGGCGUCGUGCUGCCCUGGAGCAUCACAAUGUUGCCACGCUGGAGACUUACCCUGCCUGGUUGCCUACCACAUACAAUUUAUCCACUGAGUUGCGUGAAUUUGUGGCUUAUUAUCAACGAAGAUCAGCAAAGGGCUUGGAUAACCAUUGGAUUAUCAAGCCCUGGAAUCUCGCACGUGGUCUCGAUACCUACAUCACAAAUAAUAUUAAGCAAAUUGUGCGUUUGCCUGCAACCGGACCAAAGAUAGCCCAGAAAUAUAUUGAAAAUCCUGUGCUGUUCAAACGCGAGGAGCUCAACGCCCAAGUCAAAUUUGAUGUGCGCUACGUGCUGCUGGUGAAGCGAGUGAAGCCUCUAGAGGCUUACGUACAUCGCAAGUUCUUUUUGCGCUUUGCCAAUCACGCCUUCUCCUUGGACAACUUUGACGACUACGAGAAGCAUUAUACGGUAAUGAAUUACCAGGAGCAGGCAGAGCUGCACCACAUACAAUGCGAUGACUUCUUGGACAUGUGGCAAGAGCAGUAUCCUCAACACAAUUGGGCGGCAGUGGAGGAUCGUAUCUGUGACAUGCUGCACGAGGUGCUACAGUGCGCUAGCCAAGAGCUACCGCCUCGUGGUUUAGCGCCUUGUGCUCAGUCGAGAGCAGUUUAUGCAGCAGACAUAAUGCUGGCCUGGACGGGCCAGACUGACGAGGAGAACCAGAUGAGCAUGCAGCCAAAGCUAUUGGAGAUCAACUGGACACCCGAUUGCAAACGCGCUUGCGAUUACUAUCCCGAUUUCUUCAACGACAUAUUCAAGCUGCUAUUCCUCGACGAGCAGAACAACGAGACUUUCAGAUUGCUGACAGAAAAGGAACAUGACAUGUAGAUGUUAAAGGAGUAUUCAACAUGGAAACAUUUAUAAUUCAUCUGAAGUGUACACGAAGCGUAGACGGAAAAGAU